Molecule: messenger RNA, 3068 nt
Organism: Acipenser ruthenus (sterlet)
Lineage: Eukaryota; Metazoa; Chordata; Actinopteri; Acipenseriformes; Acipenseridae
Product: zinc finger protein 239-like
Exons: 3
Coding region: 461-1669 (402 amino acids)
Biological process (GO): regulation of transcription by RNA polymerase II; central nervous system development
Cellular component (GO): nucleus
Molecular function (GO): DNA-binding transcription factor activity, RNA polymerase II-specific; RNA polymerase II cis-regulatory region sequence-specific DNA binding
Source: RefSeq, a predicted model, not a curated record
AAGGAAAGAAACAUGUUGUCUUUGUUCACGCUGAAGAGAGAUAUUUUAAGGCAUUCGGUUAUCUGUUUUUUACGCUGAUCAGUUUGGGUUAAAGUGCUUUUUUUAUUAUUAUUUUUUAAAGUAAUGUAUCAGUUUGUUGCUCAUGUAUUGCCUGCAUGGAGUUCUGAAGCAAUGAGUCGCUUUUCUGUUUAAUUCAAGAUCGGACUGAGUGCAGCGUGUCAGCCAUAUCUACUGAGAAGUUAAAUUCGGCAGGAUACUGAAAAACUAAAGUUGCUCCUUAAGACGAGCCUGUUUUGUUUGAGUGUUUUUUUUUGGCAGUCUGCGGAUAAAAUGUUAAUCAGUGUCCUAUUGUAAGUGACUCUGCGUAUAAUGCGCAGUUUACAGCCUGCCUCUGUAAAAACGCGUUGUGAUUGUGGGCUACUAUGAAAGGCGCUAUAUCUUCAUUUUUAUAUUAUUAUAUAUGAAUGGGAAUUCUGUGAAGAUGGACGUCAGCGUCUCCGUGUCGUUCUUUCAAGACGAACUCGCCUCUACCAUCGAGCACGCAGUGAAAGCGGCUGUAGACACCGUCUUGUGCCAAAUCACAAAAGUUGUCGGCGGCAAAUUCACUGAAUUCCGAAUGGAAAUGGCUGGAAAGGAGAAAGAGAAUGAAAGUCUGAAGCUGAGAUUGGAAAUAUCAGAGAGCGAGUUGAAAGCAGUGCGGGAAUGCAUGAACGCUGCAGAUGCAGACAUUAAACAACCUCUCAGAAACAUGAACCCCGACUGCAAUGAACACGACUUUCAGAGGAACGAGAACCAGGGAUUAUUCACCAGAGUUAAAUAUCCUGAAGAGAGACGUGCUUUCAGUGAAGCAGAGGAGGGGCCAGUGAUAGAAGCUGUUUACACAAAAGAGGAAAUCUCUGAUCAGGAGUGGUGUGGAAGAAUAAUGGAGAUUACAGAGCUGACAAUUAUUGACAGUAAAGACGUUCCUGAACUUGAACCUGUGCACAUUAAAAAGGAGGAUGUGGAACUGGAGUGUGAUCACAUCACAGAGGAAGUUUAUAAAGAAAAUAAAGUCAAUAAUCCUGUGAAUAUAGUUAAGAUGGAAUCUAGCCAUUGUGAUGAGUCCCCACCUGAACUCUCCUGCGUGAAACCCAAUCAGCCUGUCUCUGAAGACACUGGUUCUAGUGUUGGAGAAGAGGGCACUCUGCUGGGGUCCAUUCAGGGGAAACAUCACCCCCCUCAGGAAAGAGCUGCAGAUGGAAAGGAGGAAGGAGCGAUGCCGUCCACGAGCAGCACAGCAUCUGCUAAAGGCAAUCACACAGGAGGGGCUCCAUUGUCCUGUGCUGAUUGUGGGAAGAGAUUCAGUCAUUUAUCACGGCUUAAAAUCCACCAGCGUGUUCACACAGGAGAGAAACCUUAUCACUGCACUGACUGUGGGAGGAGUUUCACGCGGUCACAAAGUCUUAAAAUCCAUCAGCGCAUUCACACAGGAGAGAAACCUUAUCACUGCACAGAGUGCGAGAAGAAAUUCACACAGUUAGGAAAUCUUCAAUCACACCUGCGCAUUCACACCGGAGAGAAACCUUAUCACUGCACAGAGUGUGGGAGGAGUUUCUCGCUGUUCCAAAGUCUUAAAAUCCAUCAGCUCGUUCACACAGGAGAGGAACCUUAUCAAGAAAAAACUUCUUGAAAAGCCUUGCACACAAUGUACCCUCCUUUUUAAAUGCAGGAAAGGCUCUGCUGCACUGCAGUUGCUCUGAGGAUGUGUUGCCUGUUCCCUUCCUGCAUUCUCAUUAAAAUGCUGCAAGAGAAAACCAAUUAACCAGAUUAAUAAAUAUAAAAAGGAACAGAAUUGAGUGUGGUGGUGUUGAAAUAUAUUUUUAGAUUACAUGAAUGUUGAUAUGCCUUUCCUCAAAGGAUAAUGGUACUGUCUGGGGGCACAGGGGUUGUGAAUAAUUAAGCUACACUUAAAACACAAACACUCGCCUCUAACUCCUUCUCUAUCACAAAGGAUCCUAACUGCCUUUUUAAAUCAUCAGUUAUUCAAUUAACCCUUUGCGGUCUUAGGUCCAACAUCGCAAUUUUCCCUUUCCGUCAUCAAAAAGACGCAAAAAACAGGUCUCUAGUCGUUUUUUCUCCGGAAAAAGCCAAGAAAACCAUUCAAUGGCCAAGUGAGACCGAUAGGAGCCGAGAGAAGCUGAAAAAAAAGGGGUGUAUCUCAUGAAUACAGAUAGCCCCGUCAUCACAUCGAUAACACGGACAUAAACAAACAAGAUAGCUGCUUCUGCAUCCAGCGCUCGGAGAAUAUCACAGACAUUUGCAGAGCUUUUUUGAGAUGUUCUAGUAAUAAAAUAAUGACUUGGAUCACAUUAUUCAGGAGUUUGGUGAUAAAACGAGUGAUCAGGAGAUGAUUUAUCGGUAUGCACGACUAUGAAGAGGUAUGUGAAAAAUACAGCGAACAAGGGGUGGGGCGGGGCUGGAGAUGCAGUACUGAGUGUCCUGUUGAUAUGCAGUGCCUUUUAAACCUGUUUUACUGUGAAAAAAAUACUUUUAAACAGAGCGUCUAAAAUAAACUGCGUGUGUGAAAAUAAAUUGGACCGCAAAGGGUUAAGGCCCCAGCCACAUUCCCACAUGUAUUCUGACAGGGAGGAAUUUAACCCCCUCUCUGCCAAACCCGAUAUUCCCCAGACAAAUAUUACACUGGCAGGGUUUCAAUAAGAAAAAAAACUACAGUUCAGUCCGUUCACUGGCAAUGCGUGUUUGUGGCUGGUGGAUAAGCGACUGGAUUAUUGAUCCCCCUCAACCUAACCUACCAAUUUACCUCUCUUGUCAAAAUAAUUUUUGGAAGGUAAAUCUGUACACUGGGCUGUGUUUGAAGAGAGUUGGGAUGCGUUAUAUUGCUAUAGCAAGGCGACCAAUAAGGAAUACAAUAUUGUUGUUUCUUUAUAAAUAUAUAGUAUGUGCAUGCAGGUCUUUUGUUAAGUAUAUUCCUUCUGCAGCACUGCAAUUAAAACAAAUAUAUCUGCUGUUUCUGUGUUUAUUACCUUCACAGCUAUAUUGUUUGUGGACAAUAAAGCAAAUGAGAAUAA